Messenger RNA from Neodiprion fabricii, 1920 nucleotides. RefSeq names its product adenosine deaminase 2-like. Bases 79 to 1737 code for a protein of 552 amino acids. Gene Ontology annotation, biological process: inosine biosynthetic process; adenosine catabolic process. The transcript has 4 exons. Lineage: Eukaryota; Metazoa; Arthropoda; Insecta; Hymenoptera; Diprionidae. The record is from RefSeq and is a predicted model, not a curated record. Gene Ontology annotation, molecular function: adenosine deaminase activity.
AACAUAUGGUCAAUCUGACAGACUGUUUGUUAGUUUUAGACUUGGAGGCGUUUUCACAGUAAGUGGAAAGAGAAUGAUAUGGAUUCGUCAAUUCCUCAUAAGGUGUGCAUAUCCUACUCCUUCCUGCUGCCAAGCUGCUUCUGCACGCUGAUGACAAUCAUGUGCAGGUUGCGAUUUGUUUGUCUUUUGCUAUUCAUUUUCCGGAGCUUAGUCUCGAGCGAAGAAUUGCCGACACUGCAAUCAGGCCCCGAUGACGAUUUAUACUGGUCCCGUCGAGAUCAAAUCCUGGUUGAAGAGUCGCGGAUUUCGCUGGGAGGGCAGCUGAAUUUCGAAUAUGGAGAACGGGAAGCGAACGACGUCCUAAUGGCGGCAAAAUGGGCGGAGAUCGAUCGAGGGUUUCGUGACCCGUCAAGCUUCUUACCGGCCCGCAACUUCCUCUCCGUUGCCGACGAGAUCCGACGCUCGCCGACGUUUCGGAUGAUCCAGGCGAUGCCGAAAGGGGCCGCACUCCACGUCCACAGCCACGCGUUCGUCUCGACGGACUUUGUCUUCGGGAAUAUCACUUUCCGCGACAACCUCUACAUUUGCCGACCCCCCGAUGGCUCAUUUCAGUUUGAGUUCCGUCGCUCAGGGGGCUCAGAAGUUACUUGCGCCUCUUCCAAUGGAUGGGAACUACUUGCUGAACUCAGGGCGAAUGCGAGCAUCGUGAAAGACGUUAACACUCGUAUUCGUGAUGCCAUGAUCGUCCCGGACCCCGCCACAGCUUACUGCGACAUAAAUGCUAGCUGGACCGCCUUUAGGAAUGUCUCUAAGACCAUUCGAUCACUUCUCGUUUACAAACCCGUCUUAGAGGACUACGUAUACCAGGGUCUUACCGAACUCUACAGAGAUAAUGUUUUUUACAUCGAGCUCCGUAUUACUUUCCAAAACCUUUAUGAUCUUGACGGGAAUGUAUAUGGCCCCCUCGAUAUAGUUCGAUUAUACAAAAACACCACCGACAGGUUUAUCAGGGAUCACCCGGACUUCGUCGGUGCCAGACUAAUCUUCGCUCCCAGGAGAUCUGGUAGUGAGGCAAGGGAGCAAAUAAAACAGUACUUUGUCACCUUUGCCGCUGUUCAAAAAGAGUUUCCAGAUUUUGUGGUCGGCUUUGAUACCGUUGGUCAAGAGGAUACAGGUCACCCUCUAACAUGGCUUCUCAAAGAGCUCAGAACCAUUGCUCCGAGCACUCGAUUCUUCUUCCACGCUGGCGAGACAAACUGGAAUGGUCUAAGCACCGAUGGAAACCUCAUUGAUGCUGUUCUUCUCAACACGACGAGAAUCGGUCACGGAUUCGCCGUAUCGAAGCACCCGAGGGUAUUAGAACUGGUAGUGGAGCGUGAAGUGGCGAUCGAAGUGAAUCCGAUAUCGAACCAAGUCCUUUGUUUUUGCGGUGAUAUGCGGAAUCAUCCCGCAAGCUUCCUAUUCGCUCGAAACUACCCGGUCGUGGUUUCCUCGGAUGACCCUGCGAUUUGGGGAGCAUCCGGUCUUAGCUACGACUUCUACGAGGCUUUUGUCGGCAUCAUGUCGCGCUCCGCCGACAUUCGAGCACUUAAGCAACUUGCCAUAAACUCCAUAAAGUAUAGCGCGAUGCCAAAUGAAGAGAAGAACCGUGCUUAUGCAAUUUGGCAGGAUAAAUGGGCGAAGUUCAUCACAGACUUGGGUCAACGAUCAGGAGCCCCGAUUAUUAUACAGACAUAACUUCCUGGCCGUUCCAUUUUUAGUUCAAUCGUCCACCACAGAUAGCAAUUCUGCGAAUUGCAGCCAAACUGUUUUCGUUCUCGGGGUGGCGUGAGACAUCAGACCGAUAUCAUUUCACGGUAUUAACCUAACACGCGGCGUCAAUAAGUUUAUAUGUAUACUAAUUACUUUACUAAUAAAACC